This is a messenger RNA of Miscanthus lutarioriparius, 1221 nucleotides long. The record is from the annotation of a GenBank genome assembly. Lineage: Eukaryota; Viridiplantae; Streptophyta; Magnoliopsida; Poales; Poaceae.
AUGCCGUCGUCUCAUGCUCAAGAAGUUCAGCUCCAAACCAUAAUAGGAGUCCCGGAACUGGAAUCCGGCGACGGGAAGGACAGCAAGGAUGGCCAGAAAGCCCCCACACGGCGGACGGUGAAAGGCAGCGUCCGUUGGUGGAUCUUGGUGGCGGCAGACAUGCUCAUGGUGCUCUGCGGCGGGACCGUGGCCACCCUACUCAUCCGCCUGUACUACAACUCCGGCGGCAACAGCAAAUGGAUGAGCACGCUCACGCAGUCCGGCGGGGCACCACUUCUGCUCAUCCCGCUGCUCCUGGCGCCGCCGCCGACCUCUGGCCCAGGCUCAGGUGAAGGCGAGGAGGAGCGCCGCCAGCCGGUACCAGCGGCGUCCAGGCUGGUGGCCGUGUACCUGGGCAUCGGGAUCCUGAUCGGCUUCGACAACCUCAUGUACGCGUACGCGCUGCAGUACCUGCCGGUGUCCACCUUCUCGCUGGUGGCAGCGACGCAGCUGGCCUUCAACGCCGUCACGUCGUGGCUCAUCAACUCACAGCGCUUCACGGCGCUCAUCGCCAACUCCGUGGUCGUGCUCACCUUCGCCGCCGCGCUGCUCGGCGUCGGCUCCUCCUCCGACGGGACGUCGUCGUCGUCCGACUUGCCGCGGGGAAAAUACGCGGCCGGGUUCGUCCUCACGCUGGCCGCCUCCGCCACGUUCGCGCUCAUCCUGUCGCUGCUCGAGCUCGCCUUCGUCAAGGUGGUCAGGGCGCGCACGCUGCGGUGGGUGCUCACGGUGCAGAUGCACACCAACCUCGUGGCGUCGGCGGUGUCGGUGCUGGGGCUGUUUGCGUUCGGGGAGUGGCGCACGAUCCCCGCGGAGAUGGCGGCGUUCAAGGACGGGAGGGCCAGGUACGUUCUGACGCUGGUCGGGACGGCGGCGGCGUGGCAGGCGGCGCUGGCGGGGCAGGUGCGGCUCAUCGCCCGGGUGUCGUCGCUCUUCGCCAAUGCGACGGGCACCGUGCAGCUCCCGCUCGUGCCCGUGUUCGCGGUGCUGCUGUUCGGCGACAAGAUGACGGGCAUCAAGGCCGUCGCCAUGCUCAUGGCCGUGUGGGGAUUCCUCUCAUACGUCUACCAGCACUACCUCGACGGCCAGCGCGCUGCUGCGGGGAAGGCCGCCGGCGCCGGGGCUCAGUUCAAGUGCUGCGUCUGUGCUGAGCGGACGGUAGACGAGGCUUCGCACGCUUGA